Messenger RNA from Balaenoptera ricei (Rice's whale), 1157 nucleotides. RefSeq names its product FAM3 metabolism regulating signaling molecule D (gene FAM3D). The record is from RefSeq and is a predicted model, not a curated record. The transcript is spliced from 10 exons. Lineage: Eukaryota; Metazoa; Chordata; Mammalia; Artiodactyla; Balaenopteridae. Bases 118 to 795 code for a protein of 225 amino acids.
AGGACAGGUAAAUAGCAUCACCCGCAUUUUAUAAAGGAGGAAGCCAAGGCCCAGAGGCGUGUGCCCCCAAACACACAACUGGAACACUGACCCCAAGCCACUCUUCACCUGGACAGAAUGAGAGUGUCAGGUCUGCUUCACCUCCUGGCCCUCAUUUUUUGCCUGGUCAUCACAUGGGUCUUUGUCCGCAGCUAUAUCAACUUCAACAUGAAAACCAACCGCCUGCCCCGCUGGAUGGGUUCAUUCUACAAGGAGAACCCUUCACGCUUGGUGAAGACCAAGUGUGGCCUCAGCAAAUCCUGCCCAGACAACUUCUUUGCGUUUAAAAUCAGCAGCGGGGCCGCCAACGUCGUGGGCCCCUCCAUGUGCUUUGAAGGCCAAACGAUCAUGAGUCCUGUGAAAAACAACGUGGGCAGAGGCCUGAACAUCGCCCUGGUGAACGGAACCACGGGAAAGGUGAUGACACAGAAAUAUUUCGACAUGUACUCUGGAGAUGCUAGCCUCCUGGUGAAAUUCCUUAAAGAAAUUCCAGAGGGCAUGCUGGUGCUGGUGGCCUCCUACGAUGACCCGGGGACAAAGAUGAAUGAUGAAAUCAGGAAGCUCUUCUCCAACUUGGGCAGCACCUAUGCGAAGCAGCUGGGCUUCCGGGACAGCUGGGUCUUCUUAGGGACCAGAGACCUCAACAGUAAAAGCCCCUUUGAGGAGUUCUUAAAGAACAACCCAGACGUGAAUAAAUACGACGGCUGGCCGGAGCUGCUGGAGCUGGAGGGCUGUGUGCCCCAGAAGGUAUAUUAGGGCGACUGUGGCUCUUCCUGGGCCAGGGCCUGAGGCUGAUCCUGCCUGACUUAGGAGUCAGAGCCCAGGCUCACUGCGAGCUGGACCGGCAGGAGUGACGGCCAGCGGAGGAGGAGAAGGAAGAGGGAACGGAAGUGUGGAAAGUGCUGAGGGUCCACCAGUACCCUGCACGCUUCCCCUGUUGGAAACAAAGCACCCCUGGGUGGAGGCGUCCUACCUGGAGGUGGCCAGCCUCAGAGAGUCCUUCUGGAGCCGGCUGUCUGUGGAGAGGACAGGUGUGCUUUCCUUCAGGGACUGCUGACUGUCGCUCCCAAGGAAGGACAGGAUGGACGGCCUGCACCUGAGCACAAUUAAAUUUUAUU